Molecule: messenger RNA, 5160 nt
Organism: Colossoma macropomum (tambaqui)
Lineage: Eukaryota; Metazoa; Chordata; Actinopteri; Characiformes; Serrasalmidae
Gene: nfatc2a
Product: nuclear factor of activated T cells 2a
Biological process (GO): cytokine production; calcineurin-NFAT signaling cascade; regulation of transcription by RNA polymerase II
Cellular component (GO): transcription regulator complex
Molecular function (GO): RNA polymerase II cis-regulatory region sequence-specific DNA binding; transcription factor binding; DNA-binding transcription factor activity, RNA polymerase II-specific
Source: RefSeq, a predicted model, not a curated record
UAAUUAAUGACGGUUCACAGCGCCGUCUGUAAAGAACAAUGUUUGGUGUCGGACACCCGGGGGCAGCAGUACGCAGGGUCACAGUCGAGACGAGCAGCCUGAAAGGUAUGAGUGAGAAAGAAACCGUGUUCCUCAUCAUAACUGUGAGCUAUCAACAGGAGGCCUCAGUCUACCGCUUCUGUUUGUCAUUAGUUAUCGGGCAGAGAAAAAACAGACACGCCUUUCAGGCCGGUGGUGUGGCAGAGAGGGCGGAAGCUCAGGCUGCCAGUCACGGCCACAUCACGGUCUCACACGGCGCUAGUAAACUAACUAUCCUCCACAGGUUGUUCUUCGGCUUUAGGCGCUGCGUGGAGUUUUCUUGUUUCUUUUUCUUCUUCUUUUUCUAGUUUGCUUCGGUUCACUUUCAGUUCGGUUUUUAUUUCAUGGUCCUAUUUUAAGCCGCGCCGGUUGGGACAGAUGAGCUCUUUUUACAAAGAUCAAGACUGCAGUGAGUUAGGCUUGGCGGGAGAGCUCAGUCAAGUGAGCUGCCCAGAUGAGCUGGAGUUUGAAUACCUGUUUGACUAUGAACCGCCUUGCAGCGACUUUCCCGCGGGAGAGCCUAAAGAUGAGAUCGAUCUUCCCCCACACAAGGUCGUCAGCACCCCCAGCAGCCUCCCAUACCCCCUGGAGGAGCCUUCCCCGUACACUGAGGCCAGCUCAGAGGCUCUUUCUGGUUAUGAGCAGCUGGAGGCUAAAAACUACUUGGCGCACACCAGGCCUAGCGGCCAAGCCCUGAGUCCAAGGAUCGAGAUCACCCCGUCCCGCGAGCACUACAACCACGGCCAUGACUCGCUCCAUAACCACCUAGUGAACACCAGUCCUAGACCCACGCUCACUGUGCCCGGCCAAGACACCACAAUCUACCGUGAGCCUCUCUGUCUUAGCCCAGCCAGCAGUAACUCCUCUGCUUCGUGGCACUCUGAGACCUACUCCCCCUUUGCCUCACCCUGCGUGUCCCCCAGCAGUGGACAGGCAGUGAGUGGGGAGCUGUGUCCUCGCCUUCAAAACAUCCACACAGGCUCACCACGAACCAGCCCAGGCACCUCACCACACACCGGUCUGGCUGAGGACAGCUACCUGGGCCGCUCCCCUUCCCCCCGGCCUGGUUCUCGUUCCACCUCCCCCCAGGGCAAGCGCACCUACGACAUGUACAGAAACCCCAGCCUGGUUCCUGGGCCUCGCUCACGCAGCCCUUCGCCCCAUGGCGGCCAUGAUGACCACCACCCCAGCAGCCAUUAUAAUUCCAGUAACCUGGUGGAGGUCAUUAACGGGUUUGGACAACCUGGUUCAGUACCCACCAAGAUAGUCAAAACCAACCAGCAGCCUUACACUCUCUACCCAGACAACCAUGCUGAGAGCUACCUGGUGUCGUGUGAUCAAGACAUCAAAACCAAAUCUGAGCCCUUCUUUGUCAUUCCUUCCAUCUGGCCCAAGCAGUUGGUGCCUGGAAUCUGCAGCAUCCCCGUGACCUCCCUGCCCCCUCUGGAGUGGCCUCUGCCCAGCCGCACAGACCAGUACGAGCUGCACAUUGAAGUGCAGCCCAAACCCCACCACAGAGCCCACUACGAAACAGAGGGCAGCCGUGGGGCCGUCAAAGCUCCCACUGGGGGUCACCCAGUGGUCCAGCUGCUUGGAUACAGAGGCAAAGAGCCACUGGGCUUGCAGAUCUUCAUUGGCACAGCAGAUGAGCGGAUCUUGAAGCCUCACGCCUUCUACCAGGUGCACCGCAUUACGGGCAAGACUGUGACCACCACCAGCUAUGAGAAGAUGAUCAACAGCACCAAGGUCCUUGAGAUCCCUCUAGAGCCAAAGAACAACAUGAAAGCAAUAAUUGACUGUGCUGGGAUUCUGAAGCUCAGGAAUGCUGAUAUAGAGCUGAGGAAGGGCGAGACAGACAUUGGGAGGAAGAAUACACGUGUACGGCUGGUUUUCCGUGUACACAUACCCCAGCCAGGAGGCCAAUUUCUGUCUCUCCAGGUGGCAUCACAUGAAAUUGAGUGUUCUCAAAGGUCAGCGCAUGAACUGCCCAUGGUUGAGAAGCAGGACAUGGACAGUUGUUCAGUGCUGGGUGGUCAGCAGAUGAUUCUGACUGGGAAGAAUUUCAGUGCUGACUCCAAAGUGAUUUUCACUGAGAAGACCCAUGAUGGACAGCAAAUUUGGGAGGUGGAGGCCACAGUUGACAAAGACAAAAGUCAGGCAAACAUGCUGUUCAUUGAGGUGCCUCCUUAUCGAGAUCCAUCUAUCUGCCAUGCAGCUAAGGUCAACUUCUGUGUGAUCAAUGGGAAAAGGAAGCGCGGUCAGCCUCAGCACUUCACAUAUACACCCCUGCCAGUUCCAUCCAUCAAAACAGAGCCAGUGGAUGAGUAUGAGUCUGGACAAAUGGGUUUUGCAAUGUCUCAGAUCAUGGGAGUUUCACCCCAUUCCUACUACCAACAUAAUCCACGUUCAGUCCUUAACCCAGAUAGUGGCCUGGUACCCAGCUUGGCGUCCUGCCAGCAGUCACGCUCUGGCAUCUCCCCACCAGACCUCCGCUUCCAGCAGCACAGCCCCGCUAUCGUCUACUCCCGUGCUGAGAAGAACUUAGGCGGCAGCGUCUACUCCCAGUCCAGAGUCAGCAUGGUGCCAGAUCCGCAUCGCUCUGUUCUGGUCCAUACUGGUUCCCCAGCCCAGUCUUCUCCAUUGAGUGGCCAGCAUGCCUCUACCCAGCAUCCCUCCAUCAUUCAGUUUUCCCCCACCAACCACCACCUACUGCAAGGGGGUGACCCCCCUGCCCCACCACCCCCAGAACAUCAGCAUAUCAUCUACUGUGAGGGCUACAGUCAGCAUGGGGCUCAAGCAGCAGCUGCCCGAUCCCCUGCUCCAGCACAGGCCCCCCACCCUCAGCAUUAUCCCACCGUCAUCCAGCAGCAGCCCUAUGUGCAGAGAGUUGCCAAAGACAGGUCCCCUCCUGGCCAGGUUGAUCCACAGAGGUGUUCUCCCACUGAGGAAGAGAGAGCUUCCCUGCCUGGGCGAGUCACCAUCAAACAGGAGAACCUGGAUCAGGCCUACCUGGAUGAUGUUAAUGAGAUCAUAAGGAAGGAUCUGACAGGCGUGCACAGCAGAGGACAGACAUAAAGAAAGAAUGCAGCAGGAAGUAUGUGGGACUUCUGCAGCGCCUGUUUCUCCCCGGCUCAUCUUUCAUUUUACAGACACUGCCACCACCAUCCGUUGAACUGUGAGGAGGAGAGCAGUAAUCCGCCCCUCUGCUACGAAGUCUUUUUGACCUGCAAACUUUCUGAAGCCAAAUAGAAUAAGCUUCAUAGCCUGCACAACCAAACACCAUCUGAACCAGCUGUUAGGACACCAGUGUGUUGAUGUUUAAACAGUCUUGCGGUUCCAAAAUCUAGCCCUGACUGGUCAUGAAAUGUGGCCAGGGUUGACCUCAUAUGUCAUUGUGUCAGUGGCUUAUGUUCUCCAAAGCCUCACAAACAGUUUAGAUUGGAUAAAAUGAGUUAAAUCCAUUUGGUUCUCCUCUGAUUUCAUAUUUCAUAGCCCUCUGGCUCACUUCAGUAAACUCUCACUUUAGUAUGUCUGGAACAGUUGCUUCAUCCUGCAUGGCUUUUUGUGUAGAUCACUGGUGCCACAUUCUCCAAAGCAUGGGCACAUCGUUCUGAAGGAAAGCCAUUUAUGAUUAUUUGAAUGAACCGUACCUCUGUUUACAUUUGAUACCUAAAUAGAAGAUUAAAUGAGUUAAUUAAACCAAUAAACCUUAAACAGAUGACACCAAGUUCCCAUUUUGAUUAAACCCUUGUGCAUUUAUUGAAUUGCUUGUAAUUAAUUGCACUGUUCUUACAGAGAAUCCUUAAAUGCAAAGUAUGCACUUCUUGCCAGUGAAUUAUAUUUACUUUUGUAUAUAGUUUCUCUGCAAAAUUAGAUUUUUUAAUAUUUUUACAUUUGUAUAUUUUAUUCUAUGAUAUCAGCAUCUAGUGUUGUAGAAAAUACAGCUAAGAACGUUUUUUCAUACACUGUAAAUAAUCAAACAAUGAUCCUUACAUAAGCCUGUGUGCCUUCAGCUAAAAUAAAACUGCAUUGAGUCUGAAUUUACUAAUAGCUUGUUUAAGGUUAGUACAAGUUUUUGUAUCUCUACAUCUUGCCUGAUUCUAAUAUGUCUCUUAACAUUUUUGGCAUUCCUACAGAUAUUUACAUCUAUUUCUAUUAGAGACUGUGAGGAGAAAAUGCAAGACUUGCACUUGGAUUUCCCCGUUGUGUAUGUUAAUAUAACUAGGAAUAUGGAUAUUGUGCUUCAUCUCACAGUGGGUUUUGCCAUAUUAGAUAUGUUGAGCACAUGGAUGAGAAUUGUAAUUGAUUUUUACAAUUUAUAACAUGCAAGAUAUUUGUAAAUAUGCUAGUGUCCUCUAAGGACAUGGAAUAUGUGAUUUAGUAACCAAAGAAUUUAACUUUUGUUGAACAUUUCACAAAGGGAAGAUGGCACUUUUCUAAUUUGUGGCACUAAUUUUGUAAUAGCUUUGACAUACUUGUGGUAAGAGUCAUGGAAUAUUUUAUGUGCCUAAAAAUAUUAAAUGGCCUUUAUUGUGGCCUGAAGUGUAUAAAAGAAAGCAUUUUUUAUAUCAAUAACAGAGCCAUUCUCUCAGUGCAUGGUGCUCUUCAACAUCAUGGUAAUCCCCUGAAUGUAAACUCAUUGUUUUUACUGUAAAUACAUUUGGCUGAAUAUGUAUAAAAUAUUCUGCGUUUUAGAAUUUGGUUGUCAGUCACAAGUAGAGCAAAAUAUUUUUAUGAACUGAAUCAGUUGUUUUUUUUUGUUUGUUUGUUUGUUUGUUUGUUUUUUGCUAUUUACUAUCAUGUAACCAAGGCUGUUGUAAUACAUGAACUGCAACCUGUAGGCAAAAUGCAUUUAACUUUUUUAUGAUAUUAAUAUAAGAUAAUCCCAUCUAUAAGAUGUUUGCCAAAGAAAAGCUAUAUCUUUAAAUGUCUUGUAAGGGGUAUCAUACAUGCCAGUUUGACUUCAUCCUUGCAAUGAAUGUUUCAAAGUUGAUGCUUGUCAAAAAAUGAGCAAUAAAUCUGACUGAAGAGCUAUUCUGUUUGUAAAAUAAAUGUUUGAUGUUUUCAUGUAUGAGUGCAUGA